This is a messenger RNA of Dreissena polymorpha, 1458 nucleotides long. RefSeq names its product poly [ADP-ribose] polymerase tankyrase-1-like. Gene Ontology annotation, molecular function: protein binding. Lineage: Eukaryota; Metazoa; Mollusca; Bivalvia; Myida; Dreissenidae. The record is from RefSeq and is a predicted model, not a curated record. The transcript has 10 exons. The coding region runs from base 1 to 1458 and encodes 485 amino acids.
AUGAGCCGCCCAUCUUCCGUCAAGCAAACGCCGUCAGGUAUCGGACCGGGUUCAAGUGGACAGACGCAUGGUCGAACUUUCGUAUCCGCCGACAGACCAGCGGCGCGUCAAACGAGAAGCACCCGAACGCCCAACACCCAGUCGGACGGCGUUUUCGGUAGUAGAAACGACAAUAGCAACAGCAAGGUUCCUAUGAUUGGUCAGCUCCCAGAUUCGUUGGGCGUUGAUAAGAGCGUGCGUUUCAAUGUCAGGCCACAACCACGUGGUACAAGCGGCAGAAAGCGUGACUCGGAAACCCCCAGGCUUCUAGUACCCCAGGGACCAGAACUGGGCCUAGAGAGGCAGACAACCAUGAUGACUGUCUACUCGAAUCUGCAGUCGCAUAAUAGACCGGAAUACGGAAGAGGAGAACCCACGGUCGUCACAUCUGGACCGGAAAUGAAGUUGAUUCAAGCCGCUAACAAAGGUGACCUUACAGCGGUCAGCAAUAUCUUGAACACCUAUCCAGACAUGAAGCUUACGUUUGUGGAUAAGAGCCGUCGCACCGUGCUUCACCACUGCCUCGACGCUAAGUCGAUUUCCUCCGAUCUUCUGCUGUCGCUACUCAAGCGGAACCCACCCACCGACAUCAUAGAUCAGAGCGACCAGAUCGCCCUCCACAAUGCCGUGCGACUAGGAAACGCAACGUGCGUGUACCUGCUUCUGAAACACGGGGCCAGUGUCAACCUACAAAAUAAGACAACCAGCAGAACGGCACUGCAUGAGGCUGCAAUACGAGGUCACGUGACCAUCACGCAAAUACUGCUGUGUUAUGGUGCGUCAUCGAGCAUUAAGGACAAGGACGGCAAAAUUCCCGCGGAGCUAUGCAAGGGAAGCCUGACAUCUGGACAGUUCCAGGACAUAAUCGAGGAGGUCAGCGAGAAAAGAUUUUGUGUGAAAGAACUGACAUCACGUUCGUUCACACAAUUCGGACAACUCGGUAUCGAAAUGCGAGCAAACGGCGAGUUGCUGCAACGUUCUCCGAUUUUGUGCAAACGCCAGAUGAUAGAGCGCGUGCCUGAUGUCACCCUGAAUCCAGGCGAUGACAUCAUCAGUGACGUAUACACGUGUCACUUGCUCGAUGAAACGGACUCUGCCGCACCUUACUCCAUAGCCAUUCGUAUCUAUAACGUCAUUAUUACGUCACGCGAGGACGUGCUUGUGCGGCUCGGCGAUGGACGUGUUAUCAGUGACGUCACACUCAACAAUGAUCAGCAGGGUCAGAUCCUCACGUUCGACACCUCUAUAUCGCGCAAGGAAACCUUUACGGCGCUACUCAAGCCGAAAAUAGAACUCUGGGAGGUCGGGACAUCAGUCAUAGAAGUGACGUCAUCGCUGGACGAGAGAGUGAAACUGCGCGUUCCACGGAAUGUGUUUAUUAAAAGGUCGUCAAGCUUAGCGCUCGAGGUUGGUAAAUAA